UCAACAUCUGGGUUCUCUCAAAUCUCAACGUUACGUUUAAAUCAGAGCUCAGUUGACUUAAAAGCCAAGCAGUACUGCAUGCAGGAAAUUUGUUAACGAUGAGAAAUAAAUAAACCCUGAAUUUGCUGGGUUUAAAAAUAUGAUAGUUAGUUGGCUCGCAUUGUCUCUUUGUACUUGACUCCUCACUUUCCACACUGUCUUUCAUGUUCAAGUAGCUCAGAAUUUCCAGUCCUUUUCUUUCUGUUCACAAUAAUGAGAGCUCUGAAUCAAAGCUGGGUGCUAUUACAGUCUAAUCAUUAAAACUACGUAAGUAAAAUCCUUCCUUGUCAUCCCAGUACACCAAACCGAGAUCCUUAAUUGCUCUCAUCUUCUACUAACUCUCCUAUUCUAUUCAUUUCCACAAUCAGUUUGAUAUUCUAAGUAAAUCCCAGAAGCUGCUUUUUACUCUAGAUUAGGUAUAACAGGCAAUACCCUUCUUUUAUUUAUCACGGUUGGUGUUCUGAUCACAGUUUGUGCUAGCUUGAAGUUUUUGAUUUUCAGUUGAACCCCUGUGGUCGUUGAGUUCAAUCCAAGCAAUGAAGAAUUUCUGCGUUUGUUCGAGUUUGUUGCUAGUGAUUUUAUCUCUGUUUCCUUCAAGUUCAACAGCUCAGUUAACGGCAACAGAGAGCCGUAUCCUGUUCCAAGUGCAAAAGCUUCUUGAGUACCCUCCUGCUCUGCAAGGAUGGUUUAACUGGACCAACUUCUGCUACCUUCCUCCUUCUUCAUCUCUCAAAAUCGUCUGCACCAAUAACCGCGUUACAGAAUUAACGGUCGUCGGAAACAAGACCUCCCCUUCUCGCCUCCCUCCAAGUUUCGUCAUUUCUCAGCCGACUACUCUGUCCAGAAGCUUCUCAAUUGAUUCAUUCUUCACCACCGUAACGAAGCUCUCCAACCUCAAAGUUCUCAACCUCGUGUCUCUAGGCCUUUGGGGCCCGCUGCCGGCGAAGAUCAACAGGUUCCGGUCGCUAGAGCAGCUCAACAUUAGUUCGAAUUCCAUCUCCGGCUCUGUUCCUGCUUCACUUGCUUCAAUGAAAAAUCUGAGGAAGAUCAACUUGGCUGAUAAUAUGUUUAAUGGGAGUGUCCCGGAUCUUGAGGGCUUGGCACUUCUUGAAGAAAUCAACUUGGGGAACAAUCAUAUUGGACCUGCGUUUCCAUCAUUGGGAAAUAGCCUUGUAAGUCUUAUACUGAGAAAUAAUUCUGUGAGAUCUGAGAUUCCCAAAAUGUUGACCAGCUUUGAUCAGCUGCAGCAGCUGGACCUCUCCUACAAUAAGCUUGUUGGUCCUAUACCUUCUUUCUUGUUCUCCCUGCCUUCACUUCAGUACCUGAAUGUGGCUCAGAACCAACUCAGUGGGGCUCUUUCAUUGAACACAACUUGCAGUGCAAACCUUCAAGUUGUGGAUAUUUCACAGAACCUUUUGAUAGGAACACUGCCUUCCUGCGUUAGAUCAAAGUCGUCGAAUCGGACGGUCUUUGAUUCGUGGAACUGUUUGUCUAGUGGAGUCUCAAAGUAUCAGCAUACCUAUAGGUAUUGUCACAAGGAAGCUUUGGCUGUUAAGCCUCCCGUUAAAACUCAACAGGAGGAGUCCAAAAUUAAGAUAGGGGUUGUGCUUGGUAUCAUUGGUGGCAUUAUUGUUAUUGCUGGAGUCAUAGGGUUGCUGAUUUUGCUCAUUAUCAAAAAAGUAGGAGAUAGGAAGAAAAAAAAUACAUUUGACAGCAGACCUCAUCUCGAAAAAUUUACAUUCCAAGCAUCCCAAAUGCCAAACUCAGAUGCAAGGCAUGUACCCCAGAUGAUGAGACUGCCGACCCUUGGUCUGCCACCGUAUCAUGUAUUCACAUUGGAAGAAAUCGAGGAUGCAACAAACAAUUUUGAUGCUUCCAACCUAAUGGUUGAAGGAUCUCAGGGACAGGUCUACAGAGGUUGGGUGAGAGAUGGUGCAGGGGUGCUAGUAAAAUGUGUGAAACUAAAACAGAAGAAUAUGCACCAAAACUUAGUGCAGAAUGUGGAAGCCUUGUCGAAGCUAAGGCAUAGGCAUUUGGUCAGUGUUCUUGGACACUGUACUGUCACUUAUCAAGAACCUCCUAAUGCAGCUACCACUGUGUUCAUUGUCCUUGAAAACAUCUCAAACGGGUCAUUGAGAGAUCAUCUCACUGACUGGAGAAAGAAAGACUGGCUGAAAUGGCCACAGAGAAUGGCUGUUAGUAUUGGUAUCGCGAGGGGAGUACAGUAUUUGCACACUGGAGUAGCACCGGGAGUCUUUGGAAAUAAUUUGAAGAUGGACAACAUAUUAUUGGAUGAAAGUGUUUCUGCAAAGAUCAGCAAUUAUAACCUUCCAUUUCAGAUUGGUUCAAAUGGUCCUAAAACCAGUGCUGAAGCCGAGAAGGAAGAUAUUUACCAGCUGGGUGUGAUCCUACUUCAAGUUCUUACUGGCAAAUUGAUCAAAUCAGCAAGUGAAGUGAAUGAGCUAAAACUUGAGCUCGAGAAAGGCUUAGCAGAAGGGCAAUCAAGACUACGACUUGCAAUAGACCCCUCUACUCAAGGCAGUUUUGCAUACCAGUCACUGAAGACUGCCGUCGAAAUCACCAUUAAUUGUCUCUGCAGAGACCCAAGCAAGCGUCCUUCAAUAGACAAUGUUCUCUGGAAUUUGCAGUACGCAAUUCAGGUUCAAGAGGGAUGGACCAGCAGCGGCAACCUCAGUGCACAAAUGUAGUAGUGUAGGCUGUAUAGCUUUGUUUAAUCCCCUGUCCAUACAAAUAAAAUGUAUAUGCAGUUCGCAGCCCGCGUUUGCUGUCGAGCAAUCAAUUUCUAUACAACUUUAGGUUUCUCCCAAUCUUACUUCCAUUGAGCUGAGUUUGUACCUU
This is a messenger RNA of Argentina anserina (silverweed cinquefoil), 2898 nucleotides long. RefSeq names its product probable LRR receptor-like serine/threonine-protein kinase At1g14390. Bases 576 to 2747 code for a protein of 723 amino acids. Lineage: Eukaryota; Viridiplantae; Streptophyta; Magnoliopsida; Rosales; Rosaceae. Gene Ontology annotation, molecular function: ATP binding; protein kinase activity; protein binding. The record is from RefSeq and is a predicted model, not a curated record. The transcript is spliced from 6 exons. Gene Ontology annotation, biological process: protein phosphorylation.